UUGAAUCGAGGCUGUAUCGACCGACUGUUAAGGUUCCGGCUAGGCACCUCAGUCAGUUGGUCAAUGCGCCGCGUGCGCACGCCUUCGCCGCGAUGGAUUUCAUGACAUUCACAUUACUAAUAUUUUUAGUAGCGGUUGUUUCCACGCAAAAUUUUAACAUAACAAAUACCGAUGCCCUCGCUAGACUAACCCCGUUAUUAGAUUCUAAUAGAACGGUAAAUGAACAAGAUUUAGCGCUUUUGAAUAGGACAGCCGAUAAGCUCGGCUUAGAUAGGGAUUUAAUCGCGAAAUUCGUUGCGAAUAGAACCGAACGAGCUUCGCAAAGGAAUCCUGCUUAUAACGAAUACGAAGGGGACACAAAAGACACUCAAGUCAGGGUGAUCGGGGAGUCUCCUGAUUAUGCGUCCUCAGUAGUUCUUGCGAGUGAUCUGUUAUCCUUAACCAGUGCUAUAGCCUCUCUCAAAGAUAAUGCCUGCAGAGACCAUGGAUACAAGUUUCUGGACGGGCUACUUUUGAACAAAAGAUGGGCGUUGAAGAUGUUCGAUGCAUCGGCAAAGUCUCCACAGGGCUUGCUGUUUGGUUCCUCGUAUCACUUAGGAAAUUUCGAUGAGUGCGUCGGCAUUGAAGACUCCAAUGAUAAUGGUGUAAGCGUCGAUGGCCAGUACUGCCUUGCAACGAUUAAGUGGCAGCACGAGGAGAAUAAGAUUAGGACGGGCCGAGGAGAAACACUGCGCUGGGCGGUUUGCGUACCGAAUGUUUGCAACUCUGAAGCAGUCCAGAGUUUUGUGAGCAGUGUCUUAUCGCAUACGGUCGGGAACAAUACAGGAGUCGAAGUAUCCGAACGUGAUUGUUACACAAGACGACCGUUGUCUAUUAACAAUUUGGAUGUGGCAUUCUUGUCCUUAAUUCUCGUGUUCAUGACCAUUCUAACACUUAGCACCAUUUUCGAAAUCUUCAUCAUCUACAUGGGGAAGAAAAAGGAUUCCGUGAUCACGGAACUGAUAACGUCAUUCUCUGUCAUCAAUAAUGUAAAGAAGAUUAUAUCAACGAAACAGCAGGGAAAUCUUGGCUUAGAAUGCGUAACUGGGAUCAAAGCGCUGUCUAUGAUCUUUAUUUUGGGCGGCCAUGCCUGUCUAUUCAUAGCCAGUGGACCUGUUAUGGAUGCUACUGCUUGGGAUAGACUAAUCAGAACACCGCUAAAUGGUUUCAUGUUGAACAACGCUUUGCUCGUGGACACAUUCUUGUUCCUGAGCGCUUUUCUCUUUUGCCGACUUCUUCUCAUAGAACUGGAUAAAAGACGAGGAAAACUUAACGUUAUUCCAAUUUUGGUAUUCCGGUAUAUCAGGGUAACUCCGGCAUAUGCAGUUAUCAUAUUAUUCUAUAUGACUUGGUUCCCGAAGAUCGGAGAGGGCCCGCUAUGGGAUGAUCGACUGCUACUAGAGCGUGAGCGCUGCAUGGAAUCCUGGUGGGCUAAUAUCUUAUACAUCAAUAACUACGUGAACACUGACCAAAUGUGCAUGUUCCAAUCAUGGUAUUUAUCUGUGGACACACAGUUAUUCUUUGUGGCUCCGAUAUUCAUCUACAGCCUGUGGCGUUGGAGGAAGUUUGGUACUUUUCUUCUGUCAUUCGCUAUUUUGGUGUCUAUGUUGGUUCCAUCUGUCAUCACGUACAAAGACAAAUUGGAUCCAACGUUAUUGUUUUUUGCCAAAGAAUUCACGGAUAUUGUGUCAAACUUUUACUUUAAAGAGGCUUACAUAAAGACGCACAUGAAGAUGAUAACAUAUUGUAUGGGGCUGUUGACCGGCUAUGUACUACAUCGUAUACAGUCGACCAACUAUCAAAUGUCUUAUCUCCUCAAGAGCUUUGCGUGGCUGACCAGCAUUAUCUUGGGAACUGUGACCACUUUUUCGGUCACCUUGUUUUAUCAAGAAUGGUACGAAUAUAGUAACAUCGAGGCAGCUGCAUACAUUUCCCUGCACAAACUUGCCUGGGGCAUCGCUAACGGGUGGCUGAUCAUUGCGUGUUCCACUGGCAAUGGAGGUAUCCUUGGGAGACUACUAUCCUGGAAGUUCCUGGGUCCUGUAGCAAGAUUGACAUUCUGCGCAUAUUUAGUUAAUGGAAUUGUAGAGUUAUACUACGUUGGACAGCUGAGGCAUCCGAUGCAUAUAACAUUCUUCACUGUGGUCGCCUCGGCAACAUCGCAUAUAGUACUGACGUUCUUCUUAGCCCUGCUUCUGUGUUUGACAUUCGAAUCACCGUUGCACGGUAUUGAAAAGAUUCUCCUAAAGAGAUUUGCUCAACCGAAACAUCGAGAAAAUCCAGAUUCAGUACAAACUUCAAGAAACACUAGUCAGUCCAGACUGGAGUCAUAGCAUCACCGAUGCUAUAUAUAUCUACGUUUUGUAAAUAGUCUGCGAGUGUUGUAAUGUAAAUGGGUGUUUUGUUUAAAAUUAUGCUAUAGUAUUAUUUUUGUAAAUAAAAGGUACUGUUACGAGAGCUCUAAUAAACCACUCUAGUAAACUCUAAUAAAGCACUCUCUCUAAAGCACACUCUAAUAAAUCUCUAAUAGAGCACUCUAAUAAACCGGCGCCAUCUAGGCGGGCUUCGGAUAGCCUGCCGACCGAGAGAGCUGGUGGUCGUGGCGCCGACGACCGCCGGUCCGGCGUCCCGAGGGGGAGGGUGAUGGGAGAGAUGUGCUCCGCACUAAACCCUUCACUUUCCUCCCUUUGCCUUUUCAUGAGUUCUGUCUCAUGCGAGGUUUGGACGUUGGUUGUUGAGCGACAGGAGAUUUUAGUCAGUUCGACUCUGACAUGCUCCGCCCUCCAUCCGCAGUGGAGGGCGGAAGUCCGGCGAUUUCCUUAUGACCAAAAAAAAGAACUGUUACGAGAGCUGUUAACGGGGCGUCUACUUAAAUCUUAACUUAAUACUCCGGGCUAAUUGGUACUGUGAUCAUCCCCUGGUUUGCUGUAUGUUCGAACUUAAUUGUCUUAUACAGUAUAUAAUACAGUAUUUAUAAGCAAAUUCCACGAUCUAAGAACAACGUUGUGCAAUCAACGGUAUCAACACAAGAUAGAACCAUUAUGUAUAUAUAUAUGAAUAAAUUUAUAUUAUAAUGUUAUAAAAAUAAAAUAAUAUCGACGGACAGUGUUGGCAGCAAACGGAUGACACAUUGAAUGUAAAUAACGUAAAAUAAAUCGUAAAAUAGUCGUAUAAUUUUAUAUGAGACAUAAACGGAAAUGUUUGUUUUGGGUUAUGAUGACAAUAUAUCAUUUGACUGCGUGAGUUCGGUAGAUAGAAAUACAUAUAUAAAUAUAUAUUUUUCGAAUCAAAAUAAUACGUGUUAUAAUUUCGAUAUUAAAAUUAACAUAAUGAAAAUGUUAAUUAGAAGUGAUGCGUUGUAAAAAAAAAGGUGUAAAUAACGAAGCCUUAGCUCAAUUUUAUUUUAAUGCUACCCUCAAUUUUUUAUGGUGUUUUAGAUUUUGUAAAUGUUUUUUUUUCCUAUUAAACUUGAUACUACAAAAGCGUGUUA
Molecule: messenger RNA, 3529 nt
Organism: Bombyx mori (domestic silkworm)
Lineage: Eukaryota; Metazoa; Arthropoda; Insecta; Lepidoptera; Bombycidae
Product: nose resistant to fluoxetine protein 6
Exons: 12
Coding region: 93-2372 (759 amino acids)
Molecular function (GO): acyltransferase activity, transferring groups other than amino-acyl groups
Source: RefSeq, a predicted model, not a curated record